Molecule: messenger RNA, 969 nt
Organism: Colletotrichum paranaense
Lineage: Eukaryota; Fungi; Ascomycota; Sordariomycetes; Glomerellales; Glomerellaceae
Exons: 2
Coding region: 1-969 (322 amino acids)
Biological process (GO): pantothenate biosynthetic process
Cellular component (GO): cytoplasm
Molecular function (GO): 2-dehydropantoate 2-reductase activity
Source: RefSeq, a predicted model, not a curated record
AUGCAACACGCCAAAGUCCUCAUAGUGGGCUGCGGUUCUGUAGGAACCAUGUGUGCGUUUGCUCUUCAGAAGUCCGGAAACGCCGAGGUCACUGCUAUUCUCCGGUCCAAUUAUGAUCUAGUCCAGACCCAAGGCUAUCACAUCCAGAGCAUUGACCACGGGGAAAUUGCUGGCUGGAAACCCCAUCACAUGGAAAGAUAUCUAGAAGACGCACUACAGCAUGGCCCUUUCGACUUUGUCUUGGUGGCUAUGAAAAACUUGCCUGAUGUGUACACAAUCCCAGAUAUUAUUGGUCCCGCGAUUGCACCCCAAACAUCAAUCGUGCUCGUUCAGAACGGCAUUGAUAUUGAGCCACCAUUACUCGAAGCCUUUCCGAACAACAUUUUACUCUCAGGCGUCCCACUGAUAGGGUGCGAACUCAACGGACGCGAGAUGUUGCAUAAUGACCCAGAUAUCCUUCAGCUUGCGUACUGGCCAAAUCCAAAGUUUACACCUGAGAACCAGAGCACCGCGUGCGCCGCUUUUGCUCGGAUUUACAACAAUGGUGGUGCCAAAUGCAACAUCCAGACGGAUAUCUCUUGGUUCCGAUGGCGAAAGCUCAUAUGGAACGCUUCUUUUAACACCGUCUGUGCCAUAACGAAUUUGGACUCGGGCGCCAUUCAGGAUGCUGGUGGUCUGGACACCCUGAUCCGCCCAGCCAUGAGAGAUGUUGUGGCAGUUGCCCGAGCAGCGGGGCAUAUCUUCUCCGAUGAGAUCUUGGAUGACAUGGUUGCAUUCACGCCCAAAGAAGCCCGUCUGAAGCCGAGUAUGCAGGUUGACGCGGUGAGGCAGAAGCCAAUGGAGAUCGAGGUGAUCUUAGGAAAUCCUAUCAAAACCGCGAAGAAACCUGGCGUGCUGGUUCCAACUUUGGAAUUUCUCUACAGCCUUUUGCAAACCAAGCAGUGGAGUUUCUUGAAUUUGGAGGAGUGA